GCGGCCGGCGGGGACGCAUUGGUCCGAGCUGUGCUCUAUUGGUGUGUUUACUGCAGCACAGAGAUCUUACCUCUCUCCCCGCCAAUACCAUGGCCAAGGAAGAAAACAAGGGCAGCGAGCAGUCCGGCUCCGACUGGAAGCAGUUCAUCUACAACCCGCAGAAAGGAGAGUUCAUGGGCCGCACGGCUAGUAGUUGGGCUCUGAUCUUGCUCUUCUACUUGGUGUUUUAUGGAUUCCUCGCCGGACUCUUUACACUUACCAUGUGGGUCAUGCUUCAGACACUGGAUGAUUCUGUCCCCAAAUACAGAGACAGAGUUUCUUCUCCAGGUUUAAUGAUUUCUCCUAAAUCUGCUGGGCUUGAGAUUAAAUUCAGCCGGAGUAAGCCUCAGUCUUACAUGGAAUAUGUGCAGACCCUUAAUACAUUCCUUGCACCAUACAAUGAUUCCAUACAAGCCAAAAAUGAGUUUUGUCCACCAGGCCUGUAUUUCGAUCAGGAUGAAGAAGUCGAGAAGAAGACGUGCCAGUUCAAUAGGACAUCACUGGGGAUUUGCUCUGGGAUAGAAGAUCCCAUGUUUGGAUAUGGGGAAGGCAAACCCUGUGUUAUUGUCAAAAUAAACAGGAUUAUUGGGUUGAAGCCAGAAGGAAACCCUAAAAUAAACUGUACUUCCAAGACAGAAGAUGUGAACCUGCAGUAUUUUCCUGAUAGUGGGAAGAUUGAUUUGAUGUACUUUCCUUAUUAUGGGAAGAAAACCCAUGUAAAUUAUGUUCAGCCUGUAGUCGCUGUGAAAAUCUCUCCCUCUAACUUCACCUCGGAGGAGAUUGCCGUCGAGUGCAAGAUCCAUGGAUCCCGCAACCUUAAGAAUGAGGACGAGAGAGAUAAGUUCCUGGGGCGAGUGACAUUCAAAGUGAAAAUAACGGAGUAAAGGAAACACAAGAUUUGUGGCCAGUUGUGUCAUUAUUAUUAUUAUUUUUUUUUUUUAAUUAUAUUUUUUUAUCGGCCUGACCUGCUAUUCUCGGACCUGGAACCAUCUAGGAGGAUGAUCGAUUGGCAAAUGAUUCAGGGUAGCAUAAUAGCAAUGUGCUUCCAAACAUGAUCUUUUAACCUCUUCCGUGCUGCAGAGGGGUUUUCCCUGGCUGCUCCAGCUCAGAAGAGGUUACAGCCCCUGCAUACAGCAUCCGCCUGCCCAAUGGGGCGACAGUUUACAAAAAAAAAAAAGAAAAAUAUAAUGGUCAUUUCAUAUUAGGGGACUUGUAUAUAGCUGUUUCCGAACAUAAUACUGGUGGUGUUCGUCCAAUUUUUGAUGUGGUUUUAUUCCAUUCCCCUCCCCCUCGACCCCAAUGUAAAUGUGUUACAAGCUUAAUGUGUCGUGCUAUGUAAAUAUUUAAUUGAUUUAACACUGGUUUAACUGUCAUAUCUCAAAUGCCUACACCGUUUUAGGGAACAAAAAUGACACAAGUAAAUGGUACCUGACCAACCUGUACAAACAGUGAUACAAACAAAACAAAAAUAUGAUGAAAAAAAAAAAAAGGAAAGAUUUUAUAACCUCUGCAAGAAUUGUGUGUCUUGUGCAGAUGCCUUAAGUCCUGUAUGAAACAAGCAAAAUAAAGUGGAUUUUAAAAGUGCGGAGGCUUCAGAUGGAAUAGACUGCCUGUUCUUUCAUGCUCAUUGGCUGUCUGUGUCCCUUGCUGGCUUGUUGCUUUGUAUGUAACGAAACAGAACUUAUUAUUCACAGCAUAUAGGGGUGUUAUUAUCAUGUCUUUUUGAUUCUUCAGCCCUGUAUUGGGCUAAAGACCGGAGCCUUUAGUAUUCCUAAUUUUAGAGAUGAACCCUUUCCACAAAAUCGACUGCUUAACUAAUACCUGUAAAAGAAUUGGGCCAAAAUAGAGCAGAACCCUCCCUACCCUGUGUAGACCCCCCUCCAUCCUCCCCCAGCCUACCUGCCCCCCCCUCAAUGGGCAAAUACCCCUAAUUUUUUACUUACCCCUCUGUGCAGAUUCAGGCCUCUGAGUUCACGGCAGCCAUCUUCUUCUUCUCCGGUAAUCUUCACACAUUGACGCAUUUUCUGCGCAUGCGCAGUUGGAGUAAAUUUCCGGUCCCAAACAACUGCGCAUGCGGUGAAAGUCACAAAAACUGGCAAAUUUUCCAUCAGAAUUUCACAUUUUGGUUACACAAAAUGCCAGCUGUUUUGGAAACAUUUGUGCCCUCUCAAUUUAAGGGGUAACCUAUAGUUUACCUAGGAAAACUAUACAUUGGUUUUUUUUCGGGAGAAACUGAGCUUUCUAAUUUUGCCUUUUUCAUGUAUUUCCACCUCUGCAAAAAAAUCCACAAAAAAAA
Molecule: messenger RNA, 2335 nt
Organism: Xenopus laevis (African clawed frog)
Lineage: Eukaryota; Metazoa; Chordata; Amphibia; Anura; Pipidae
Gene: atp1b3.S
Product: ATPase Na+/K+ transporting subunit beta 3 S homeolog
Biological process (GO): sodium ion transport; potassium ion transport; intracellular potassium ion homeostasis
Cellular component (GO): plasma membrane; sodium:potassium-exchanging ATPase complex; membrane
Molecular function (GO): ATPase activator activity
Source: RefSeq, marked provisional